This is a messenger RNA of Cladophialophora immunda, 1512 nucleotides long. RefSeq lists its product as uncharacterized. Gene Ontology annotation, biological process: cellular response to nitrogen starvation; macroautophagy. Lineage: Eukaryota; Fungi; Ascomycota; Eurotiomycetes; Chaetothyriales; Herpotrichiellaceae. Gene Ontology annotation, molecular function: phosphatidylethanolamine binding. The coding region runs from base 595 to 951 and encodes 118 amino acids. Gene Ontology annotation, cellular component: cytosol; fungal-type vacuole membrane; autophagosome. The record is from RefSeq and is a predicted model, not a curated record. The transcript has 3 exons.
GUCAUGAACACCGCGCCUAUUUCAUCAGCCACAUUGCAAACAAAGCGUCCACAAUGAAUUCGAAGCAAAGGACCCGAUGCAGUCUGUGACCUUUCUCUCCUUGUGCCGUUCCUAGAAUGACGAUAUGACGUGACUCACUCGCCCAUCUUAUUUAAGAUCUAGCCUCGUGGCCAAACCCGAAGGCUGGUGGGCAGUCACAAUCAGGCUGAGCAGCAUCCCGUGAUCGGGGACGAUAAAGUCAGUUCGCAGCUUGCACUGAUAUCGCGGGGCAGUCAUUCGCUCUGUGUGGCCUGGCACUCUCUUAUUGUUGCUGCGGGUGACUCCUCGACUCCCUGUCCCACUACCUCGCGGCUGCACCGCACGGGGCCUUAGCCUCCCCCCCUACUAGCCCGCCUAUCACCGCCCCCUUCGAGUGCUGCCUGCCACGCCUGGCACCUUCAACGACUUCAUCCGCAUCGCUCACUCACCGACCAGCCAUCUUGCCUUCAUCUACCCUUUAUACCACCAACACCCAACCAUUCCCCUUGAGACUGCGAUACCCUCAGACUCCAUCUGUACUCCCCUGCACAGGCCGAACAUCACUUCAUCUUCACCAUGCGUUCCAAGUUUAAGGACGAGCACCCUUUCGAAAAGCGUAAGGCGGAAGCCGAACGCAUUCGUCAGAAGUACGCCGACCGCAUCCCGGUCAUCUGCGAAAAGGUCGAGAAAUCCGAUAUCGCUACCAUCGACAAGAAGAAGUAUCUCGUCCCCGCAGAUCUGACCGUCGGCCAAUUCGUCUAUGUCAUUCGCAAGCGCAUCAAGCUCAGCCCGGAGAAAGCCAUCUUCAUCUUCGUCGACGAGGUCCUUCCACCCACUCAUGCCCUCAUGAGCAGCAUCUAUGACGAGCACAAGGAUGAGGACGGUUUCCUCUACAUCACAUACUCUGGCGAAAACACCUUUGGCGACUUGUAAAAGGCCAGCCCUCGAGACCGACGACGCGAAAGUCACGUACGACAUGCCGCUACCGGAGUCACGAUGUGUAUUGAUUUUGAGGAUGGACAACAUCUGAGCUACAUCCUGGCGUUUGGACACUUCAUUCAUGCCUGCAGAAGAGAGACUACACCAUGAGGAAAUACGUGAGACACGCAAAUGUGACUCAGCAGUGGACGGCGAGCAGAAAUGAGAGACGAGAAUUACGUGCGACCAGCGGGGAGGUUUUGAAGGCCCUUUAUUGAUUUGUAUUCAUGCUUGGUCAUUGAACAAAUUCAAGUAUCCUUUCCUCCUCGUUCCACCCCGAGGUAAAUAUUCCUCGAUUCUGCAAUUCGCAUCGUAGCAUGAGAAGGGUCCAGGAUGUGAUUCAGCCUCCGACGGCUGCAAGAGCUGACUUUUACCGACAUCGUCCUGCGCCCAACCAUCGAGCACGUUGUAAACAAGCCCCAAGUAGAGAUGACCAGAGGCUUCGCUCCCAGGGCAACCUCUCAGUUUGAAUCAGCACUUCCCUUGCCAUCCGUCGCGUCAAUCUGGUGCUUGCGU